Messenger RNA from Recurvomyces mirabilis, 849 nucleotides. RefSeq lists its product as uncharacterized. The transcript has a single exon. Gene Ontology annotation, molecular function: catalytic activity. NCBI's taxonomy places the organism in Eukaryota, Fungi, Ascomycota, Dothideomycetes, Mycosphaerellales, Teratosphaeriaceae. The record is from RefSeq and is a predicted model, not a curated record. The coding region runs from base 1 to 849 and encodes 282 amino acids.
AUGCAGACAAAUGCGUCGACGAUCCUGAAGCACGUUCGAGGCGGAAAUAGCGAUGCAAAGCAAUGCGUGGUAUUCACACAUGGCUGGGGCUGCCACGCAGCCGACUACCACCACUUGUUCGAUGUGCUCAAGCAGCAUUCACCCGACUUCCAAUAUCUUGCCGUCGACCUACCUGGCCAUGGCAGUCCGAAGGACAUUUGUCCAGAAGCAAAUGUCACGAGUUUCGCAAUAAGCAUACUGGAGACCGUUCGACAAUUAAACUUACGGGAAGUCUACCUCGCCGGCCACAGUAUGGGAUGCAGACUCAUUUCGAAGGCAUGGCAACAAGCUAGACAGACUCAUGGUGUGGAGAUCAAAGGACUCAUCUUUCUCGACGGAAGCAGCUUCAAGCUCAGGCCGAAAUCAGAGAUAUCAGAGGACAGCCUCACACAGCAGGAGAAAUCUUUGAGACGGAUCCAGCUCUUCCAGACUAUGUUUUCGGACAACACGCCUGAAGACUUCGAGCUUGACUUCCUGCAGCAUCUGGGAUCGCUGGACAAGACAUAUAUCGACGGACUAAGGAAAUCUUACAUGGGCUUUGAUCAAGAUGGAUUGGAGGACGUUCUUGCUAAGAUUGGCAGGGCUGAUGUGCCGUUACUGAGCUUGCAAUCCACGGAUAUCAGCGCUGAUAACGAGCGUGUCCAGCUCAAGGCUGGUGAGUCGAGCAAGUGGAUUGAGUUGGUACAAGAGAAGGUGCCCUACGCAGAGCAACGUGUGAUUUCUCGGAGUGGCCACUUCCCACAUGUGGAUCAGCCGGAGGAAGUUGCUGCGCUCAUCAUCGAGUUCGUCGCAAAACAUGGGUCGCCUUAA